AUGCUGAUUAUAGACAACCAGCCGGUUCCGCGCAAUCUCGCGGUACGUGCGCUUGACCCUUUGGCUGCCGCGCGUGCAGCGGAAAAGCUGAGAUGCGCGGAGGCGCAAGGAGGCGCAGGGGAGGGGGAAGUGGGGAACCUGCGGAACGCAGGUGGCCGUGACGGCGCCGCGUGUAACGGCGGCGUUAACGGUAGCGGGAUCUCGGUGUGCCGAGGGCGGGAGGGCGGAGGGGGCGAGUGGAUGCGCCGGCAGCGGGACCUGCUGGGCGGCGCGGGGAGCCGCUCUCUCGGCGCGCCACGUGGCGAGGAAUCUACUGCUGACACGUGUGAUGCUGGCAGUGAUGCGCUUCCCCGCGCGAUUUGGCGCAGUUUGAGUGCGAGUGUGCUUAAAGCGCGUGAUGCUGCAGCGGGGAUAACUGGUGGAUAUACUGUUGGUAGCGGGGCUGCUGGUAACGGUGAUGCUGGUAGCACUGCUGACGGUUGUGAGCGCAAUGCCGCGCUGCCGCUGGAGACGGCCACGCCUCCGCGUGCCUCCACUCGUGCAGGCGAAGAAUGCGCGGCAGGGGUGGCAGGAGAAGCAGUAGCGGCAGCACCAGCGGAGGAAGCGGCACGGAAUGCGGAAUGCGGCUUGUUCGAUCGCCUAAAGUGGCACGGAGAUGGGGACGGAGCGCGCAAGCUUGGACCGGGGGAAGGGGCGCGCGCGCAACUAGAGGGGGGCGGUGGGGCGGGAGAUUGCGGGAAAGAGGGCGCAAGGAAGGCGGACGGGGGUGAGGCGCAGCAGGGACGGCCGGAGCGGCUGGUGUACGUGGCGCAAGCUGAGGUGGCAACUGCUGACGUGGACCUGGUUGACGUGAUAGGCACGGACGAGAUGACGACGUAUGGCAUGGUGCCGCAGGCGCAUGCUCCCCUGUGGGGACUGGCAUGCGUGCGCGCGUGCAAAGCCAUUCCUCGUUGCUCGUUGCUUCCCUCUGCCGCGCUUUACCCUCGCUCGUUCGCGAUCCACUGCCAUGCCUCUGCACUGCAUCCCCUCUCUCCCUCUCCUCCCUGCCUCUCAUUUCCUCUCCCCGUCCUGCCCCCCUCUGCCCAUCCGGCCGUGCCUCUCUGUACCCCCCUGGCCCCCCCACAGCUGCACCUGGUGGGCGCGUUUGACGACGACCCGGGGCACACAGAGAGCAUCCACGCCGCGUGGGAGGAGGAGCAGGAGAGGCAGGAGCAGGAGCGCGUGCGGCAUGAGGAAUCACAAGAGCAGCAGCAGCAGGGUUAUCAGGAAGGGAGCGGCAGCGGGCGGCAGUCAGGGUGCAAGCGCAGGCGAGCCCCCAGCCCAGCCAGUGGCGGCAGUAACAGGGCCAUGCGCGCAGGGCCAGGAGCGGAAGUAGGGGCAGGAGAGAGAGCAGAAGCAGGAGCAGGAGAGGGAGGUGCACAUGGCAGCGCCUGGCCACACGGCAACCCAUCAAGCCCUGCGGCAGCAGCAUCGCCAUCCCCAGCCACAGCACCACCCAUGCAUCCCUUGCACCUGGAUGCCACCCCACACCACCACCCCGCGCCACUGCACCUCUCCUCCCCUCCACAGCACCUUCCGCCGUCGUCUCUGCUUCCUCCGCUUCCCACCGCCACCCCGAACAGCCCGUACUACAGCCUUUCCCGCGCGGACAGCGCCCCCUUCGCCCCUCCUCUCCCCGCGGGCACGUCCCUGCCAGUAGCCUGCGCGCUGGUGACCGCGCUGCACGCGCUCCCGCGCCCCUUCCGCCUUUGCACGCUCGCGCUCCUCCCCCUCAACACCACGUGGGACCCCUCCCGCCGCGCCCCUGUGCCCCGCACGCGCGGACUGGCAGUCCACGUGGCGUCUGGGGAAGCCUCCCCGCGCGUAUUCACCCCAGAAGAGCGCGGGCCUGAUGCUGUGCUGCGGAGCGUGCUGCUGUUCUUUGGGGAAGGGGGAGAGGCGGAGGAGGAGGGGAAGGGGGAAGCGGAAGGGGAGGCGGGUGGGUGGUGGGGAGGGGUCUCGGGGGAGGAGGAGCGGUUGGUGGCGGAGGGGCGCGAGGGGGGAGAGGGGGAGGGGCGGGAGGGGCGCCGUGAGGGCAGUGUGUGUACGCCUGAGAAAGGGCGGCCUGUUGAUGCUGCUGCACGCACUGGUGGUGGCACUCCGGCUAGCGGCGGUACUGGCAGCACACGCGCACACAGCACUCCCUCCUCCUCCCCUCUCAUUCCCUCCUCGCUCUCCUCCUCCUCCCCUUCCCCACUCCUGUCCUCCUCCUCAUUCUCCCCUCUCCUUUCCUCUUCGCCGUCUCCCUCCCUACCGCCGCUCGCAUCCUCCCCUACUCUGCUCUCCACCCUGCCACCCGCCGCGCUGGCACCGCUCUGCACCGCUCUGUGCGGCCCACUCUGUCCCCAGGGCCGCCUUACCCGCUUCUACGACACUCAAAUUGACAGAUUCGUGCUGCCGCCCACCAGGCUCAUGGAUGCAGCAGCACUGGCCCGGCAGCGCCUGAGCAUGACGGAUCACGAGCUGCUGCACGCCAACUCCACAUCGCCACUGGCUGAGGGCCCCGACUUCCUGCCCUUCAUCCGCAGCUGCUACCGCCUGCUAGCCCAGUCACCAGACACAGACACGCUCUUCCCCAGCGGAGCCCCACGCGUCUUCACACGCGAUCCCACCUCGCAGCGCUGGCAGCGCGCGCCGCCCCCCCUGCCCCCGCGCACGCCGCUCAUGCUGUACCGCGCGUACCGCUCGCGCCACCUGCACUCGCUCUCCUCGCUGCUGUGCUCCCUGCCCUGCUGGCCCUGGCUCUGA
Closterium sp. Naga37s-1 is the source of this 2787-nucleotide messenger RNA. NCBI's taxonomy places the organism in Eukaryota, Viridiplantae, Streptophyta, Zygnematophyceae, Desmidiales, Closteriaceae. The record is from the annotation of a GenBank genome assembly.